UUGUGUUUACAGGUGCAGUCAACCAAAAGAGCAGAUCCUGCUGAGCUACGAAAUAUUUUUUUGCAGUAUGCCAGCGUUGAGAAAGAUGGUGAGCAUUACAUGACCCCAGAAGAUUUUGUGCAGAAAUACCUAGGACUUUAUACAGAUCCGCGUUACAAUCCUAAAACAGUGCAGCUGUUGGCUGGAGUGGCAGAUCAAACAAAGGAUGGGUUGAUUUCCUAUCAAGAAUUUUUGGCAUUUGAAUCUGUUUUGUGUACUCCAGAUGCAAUAUUCAUUGUUGCUUUUCAGUUAUUUGACAAGAGUGGCAAUGGAGAAGUAACAUUUGCAAAUGUCAAAGAAAUAUUUGAACAAACUAUUAUUCAUCUUCAAAUCCCCUUCAACUGGGACUGUGAGUUCAUUCGACUGCAUUUUGGACAUAAUAGGAAGAAGCAUCUUAACUAUUCAGAGUUCACUCAGUUUCUUCAGGAGCUGCAGUCAGAACAUGCAAGACAAGCCUUUGCAUUGAAGGACAAAAAUAAAAGUGGUAUGAUAACUGGGCUGGACUUCAAUGACAUCAUGGUUACCCUUCGCUCGCAUAUGCUAACUCCAUUUGUCGAAGAAAAUUUAGUUUCAGUAGCUGGUGGAACUGUUUCACAUCAGGUCAGCUUCUCCUAUUUCAAUGCAUUUAAUGCCCUUUUGAAUAACAUGGAUCUUGUUAGGAAGAUAUACAGUAAUAUAGCAGGUACAAGAAAAGAUGUUGAAGUCACAAAAGAGGAAUUUACCCACUCUGCAAUCCGAUUUGGGCAAGUUACACCACUGGAAAUAGAUAUUCUCUACCAACUUGCAGAUUUAUACAGUGUUACUGGGCGCUUAACUUUGGCAGAUAUUGAGAGAAUAGCACCGCUGGCUGAAGGUGCAUUACCUUACAACUUGGCAGAACUCCAGAGGCAGCAAGAGUUUGGAGAAUUAGGCAGGCCUAUCUGGCUCCAGGUAGCUGAGUCAGCUUACAGGUUCACUUUGGGCUCAGUUGCUGGCGCUGUUGGUGCUACUGCGGUAUAUCCCAUAGACCUGGUGAAAACUCGUAUGCAGAAUCAGCGCUCCUCUGGUUCAGUCGUAGGAGAGUUGAUGUAUAAAAACAGUUUUGACUGCUUUAAAAAGGUUUUGCGUUUUGAAGGCUUUUUUGGUCUUUACAGAGGCUUGUUACCACAGCUGAUAGGUGUUGCUCCAGAAAAGGCUAUUAAGCUAACUGUUAAUGACUUUGUCAGAGACAAAUUUACUAAGAAAGAUGGUUCCAUUCCACUCCCUGCAGAGGUCCUUGCUGGAGGCUGU
Phaethon lepturus (White-tailed tropicbird) is the source of this 1308-nucleotide messenger RNA. RefSeq names its product calcium-binding mitochondrial carrier protein Aralar1. The record is from RefSeq and is a predicted model, not a curated record. Gene Ontology annotation, cellular component: uniplex complex. Gene Ontology annotation, biological process: mitochondrial calcium ion homeostasis; calcium import into the mitochondrion. Gene Ontology annotation, molecular function: calcium ion binding. The transcript has 12 exons. The annotation marks the transcript as partial. Lineage: Eukaryota; Metazoa; Chordata; Aves; Phaethontiformes; Phaethontidae.